This is a messenger RNA of Hibiscus syriacus, 550 nucleotides long. RefSeq lists its product as uncharacterized. The record is from RefSeq and is a predicted model, not a curated record. Bases 96 to 533 code for a protein of 145 amino acids. Lineage: Eukaryota; Viridiplantae; Streptophyta; Magnoliopsida; Malvales; Malvaceae. The transcript has 4 exons.
CCUCAUCCUUUUAUCUGAAUAUUGAAAAACAAAAACCUGUGGCUGCCUUCUUCCCUUGGAGAAAACAAAGAAGAAAAAUGGUGUAACGUUCAACAAUGGGUUCAAUAGCUCAAAGUGUUUUAAUGGCACUGACUGUGACAGUCAACCAAUUCGCUUCUUCAAACGUGCAUGCGGUUCAUAGGAAGCAAGGGAAAUCGCCAUCCGCCGCUUCUAAACCAAAACCGACCAAUACAAGAACAGCAUCCGCCAUAAGCGGUGGUGGUGACAUCGGAAUCGCGAGGAGAGGCCUCAUUUUAUCCGCUGUGGCUUCUGCUCCCCAACUCAGUGAUUCCAGAACUGAGCUUCUCAAAAGAUAUUUGAAGAAAUCAGAGGAGAACAAAGCCAAGAAUGACAAAGAGAGAAUGGAGAACUAUUACAGGCGAAACUACAAGGAUUACUUUGAAUUCGUGGAAGGGACAUUGAAAGGGAAGAACGAGCAGGAGCUAACUGAAGCAGAAAAGGGAAUUCUUGAUUGGCUUAAAGCUAAUAAAUAAAUAAAUAAGAAAGCAAA